Molecule: messenger RNA, 11847 nt
Organism: Armigeres subalbatus
Lineage: Eukaryota; Metazoa; Arthropoda; Insecta; Diptera; Culicidae
Gene: Vps13B
Product: intermembrane lipid transfer protein VPS13B
Exons: 10
Coding region: 340-11673 (3777 amino acids)
Source: RefSeq, a predicted model, not a curated record
AACGCGAAAAACCGCUCCGCUCGAACGAUAACAAAUCUUACCACCAACAAAACGAAGAAGAAACCAUUCUGUCUGUGCGCGACUGAAGUGACUUCGUGGAAGGAAGAAAAAAUUGCUUUGUGUUAUCAUUAUCGUGUGGAAAAAAAAUCUAUUAGUAAUCGCUGUUAUCAGAUUGAACGAACGAUAAUAGGUACUAGUGGUGAAGGAGUGAAAAAUUUGCAUCGCUUCCGCGGUAGUGUCUGCUGAUUGUAAAUUCCUAAUUCCAACGGAGUGGAAACCAAAAGUCCCGUUAUGUUUUGGUUUUGAUGAGAAGAAAAUCGACAUUUUCCACAGUUCAGAAUGUUCAAAAUCGAGUCCUACAUUACGCCAAUCAUCCUGAGCUACGUGGAGAAGUAUGUGAAGAACAUCCGUCCGGAGGACUCGCAGGUGUCGCUAUGGGGCGGCGAGGUCGUAUUCCAGAAUCUGGACCUGAAGCUGGAUGUGCUGGAGGAGGAGCUCUCGCUGCCGUUCCAGUUUCUGUCCGGGCACAUCCACGAGCUGGCGAUUCGAGUCCCGUGGACAAAGAUCGCGUCGGAACCGAUUGUGAUUACGAUCAAUACGAUUGAAUUUGUAUUGAAACUGCAAGAACCGGGCGCUCGAACCGCUCCCCGUAAGGAUGCCAACAAGAAGAGCAAAAACUCGGAGGAAGCUCCCCCUCCGGGCUACAUGGCGUCGCUGAUCAAUCGAAUCGCCAACAACAUCACGAUCCGCUGUCACAAUUUGAUUCUGAAAUACGUUGAAGAAGACAUCGUCGUUUCUAUGAACAUCCAGCAGUUGUCGAUGGAGUCGGCCGAUGGCAAGUGGAAUCCGGCCUUUAUCGACAUCUCACCGACGCGGAUUUCGCUGCGCAAGUUGAUCAACGUGGUGGAUUUGACCAUCUGCUUGGACAAGCGCAACUCGGCUGGGAAGAUUGAAGUCUGUCAGGAGCCGGUUCUGUAUCGAAGCACGCUGCAGGUUCGGGUGCUCAUGAAGUACAGCAACGUGCCGGCGCAGGACAAGUCAUCGAUCACGCGAAUCGAUGUCCAUAGUAAAUUUUUGGACUUUAACGUUUCGUCGCAGCAGUUUCCAAUGCUGAUGAGGCUGUUUGAGCUUGGAUUGGCGCUGAAACAGGGGAAGAUCAAGAGCGAGAUAACUCUCGGUCAGGAUGCUAAUGUAGAAGGAGAAGGAGAGGUGGGACAGGAAUCGCUUCUGUCAUGGGCUUGGAACUUGCUGCCUUCGUUCUUUCCGGAGGAUAACGAAAGUGACCAUACCGAUGAUCAUGAGUUCCACGUGUUUCAUGCCGGAUGCUACGUUGAUCGGAUGCGGAUGAUUUUUAAGACGCAGGAGUUCGUUGGAGAUAGUGUGGUCGGAACUGCCAGGAAAAUUAAGUACAACCCUUUCCUGCAGCUGGACUUUGAUGGAGUUCAGGGUGAGGUGAUCAUCUGUGGAUUGAAGUGGUUCAACGUUUCAGGUGGAAUUGCAAAAAUAGGGCUGCACGCAUUAGAGGAUUGCCCCUGUGGACAUCCCCUUACCAUUCGGGAGAUUUUCCAAAGCGAAACCGAUUCAACGAGAGAGCAGCACAUAAAGGGUUCUUUCUUUGACGACAGCUCCGGGGAAAGUCGUAAAUACAAUGUCAACUGGAAUUACCAUCUUGGAACGUACAGUCAGGAUGUGCUGCUUAGUAAAUCUCCUGGCCUUGCUGUCGACAUUGUACAUGAAGUGCAGGUUCCCGACGAUCGAAGAACCUCCGAGUUUGGAAGCGAUCUGGAGUUUAGCAACUUAUCCGAGAAGUACAUGAUUCGAGCCUUUUUCGGCAAAUUCCGGUUGAAAAUCGGUGCAGACACCCUCCACCGUGUAAAAACGUUAAUAUCGUACAAGGAUGCUUACGAAUAUUCUCCGUAUUACGAAGAGAAACAGAUUCCUGGUCUCAAUCAACUGCCCCCACCGUCCGCCGAAGAUUACGAUGCUCUGAUGAGUGAAAUUCCUUUGAAGCAAAUUCACAUCACGAUUCUUACACCGAUUCUGGAACUACACCCAUUCGAUCAUGGCAAGUUUCAGCUUGGGAGAAAGCGCAGCUCAAGUAAAUUCCAUUCUGGUCAGACUCCUUUCCUAUCGGUGGUCUUCAAUCGAGUUGAGUGCAACAUUCUGACACCACUCUAUCCCAAUCGAUUGAUCUUCACCACAUGCCAACUACCGGAACCACCGGCCAAAUUAUUCGAUAGCUGCUUUCAUUCCAUCUCCGGAAACCUGGAACGAUUAGUUGCCAAACUACACAAUAAUGAUUCGGAGUUACUCGUUACCACGGCCAUCAACCUAAACCAUCAGCAUCGGUUCCUCAUCUUUCCAGAACUUUGGUCUAGCACCGAACUUAACAAAACCGAGCACAACUUCGACAUUUCGGACCUCAAACUGCUCCUCAGUCCACCACAAACCACCGUCGCUUGGUCCAUCAUCCAAACCCUUUCAACCCAAACAGCCUUUUUCCAUCCAUCUCCGGAAAUUCUUUCGAACCUUAUCAAUUCCGAUAUGCCAAUACUAGACCUAACUAUAUCCCAAGCACACCUUCGUCAAAUCCUCUCCGAACGCACGUCUUCCUUGAAACUCACCUCCCGCAGCCUACGAUGCCUUUCAUACAUUCCCAGCUCUUCAUCCACGCAGCGUUCCCUUACCGCUCUCUGGCCGGACCAUCCCACCGAUGAAGACUUCCUCACCAUCAUCAUCCAACUCCCCAUCGACCGGCAUCUGACUUCCCUUGAACACCCUCCUCUCUUCUACGGACGCUUCCUCGACCUCAGCCUCAACAUGGAUCCCACCCUCUACGAAUUCCUACGCAUCUGGCCCUCAAACCUCGCCGCCUGCCGGGAUGACCCGCUCUCCCGAACGCACACCCGCCACUCGCUAAGUCCGCGAAAAUCCGUGGAACGCAUGCUGCCGAAAAAAUCCGUCCAACCCAUCACGUCCGUUCACUCCAGUUCGGAUAAGGUGGACACGCAACCACCGCCGGCGCUGAUUCCGGCCCACCCGAAAGUGGGUUCAACCGUCGCCGAAGACGACACGGAAAAAGACGACCACUCGGCGCCGACACCGUCCGAGAAAACUUCCGAACAGUUGGUGGGAAUCGAGUUUUGGAAGCAACUGUCACGUCGGAUCAUCUUCCAUUUGGAGUUUCGACACUGCACCGUGUAUUUUCCGCAGCGCUGUAUCGAACAGGAGACGAUUGGUGGACGGAGGACCCCACAGGAGGAAGAGUUCGGCGACAACGAGAUCGUGAUGCUCAAACUUCCACUCAUCACGACCAACUCGGCAUUCAAAUCUAGUGGUUUAUCCGCAGGCAUUAGCAGAUUCCCCAUAAGUUUAGCCAAGUCGGUGUGGCCGGACGAUAAGGAAAGCUUCCCGUGGACCAUCUCACUGGCCGAUGCUUCCAGUUGGACCUACCAGAAUCGGCAGAUGAAUAAACUACUGGAAGAAACAACCACUAAUAUCUCGUUGGUCUUGAACUUCAAAGAUGACGGCGAAGCAACUUCAGCCUGCUUUCACGUGGAUACCUCUCCGCUCAAGUUGAAUUUAUUCCAAGAACAACUGGUCCUUCUUAGCUCCACAAUGAAUCGUCUUCUGUCCCUUCCGAUGCUUCAAGUCAGUAGCGAUGCACCCGGCAAAUCUCGCGAACCCCAAAUCUUGGAAAUAUCUCAGAAAACUGGCAGUGCUGCAACGGCAGCUGACUUGAAAGAGUUCCUGGAUAUGACUCACAACUCAAGUGGUGCUUCCGAGGAGACUCUCAAAGAAGGGGGUAAGAAAGACGCUCUUCCAGUUUCGAUUUGGCUUCAAUGGACUUUCUCCAAAGUGACGGUGACUUGUAUCGGUAAGGACGAUGUUGGUCAGAUGACGGUUCGGCUUGCCAUAGAACUGGAGGACAUAAUCUACAGUCUGGACAUGCAAGACGUCUACCUCCAGAUCAAGGCCAAGGUUGGAGGAAUGAACGUCCAGUCUUACGAAUUUGAUGCUGAUAAAAGAAUGUGGAUAAAAAAUGAAGCACUGGCGUUAACUGUGCAAACCGACUCAGGCGGUUCAAGUAAAUCCGCCAACGAUACAUUCCUAAACUUGACCGUUACCAAAGCGGAAACCACAAAUGUUCAUACCAAGUGGGACACAGUUCGCAAGAACCGAGAACAUAGCGACACAUUAAUCGAGGUGAUCGUCAAAGUGGAACAAAUCGAUCUGCGAUUGGAUUUGGAUUUACUGGAAAAGUGUUUAGAACUUUUGACGAUUUUUCAUCAACAAGACGAACCAGAACCACCCCAAAAAGUUUAUGGCGUGAGAGAUCUACCUUUAAUUAUUUUUUCCAGCAAAGGGAUUCGGCUAUUCAUUCCCCUUAAGGAUUGUUCCGAUCGCUGUGAUGCCUACAUUUUCAAAAUAAAUUCAAUCACCAUGCAUCAUAAUGUGGAGAAUCCCAUCUGUCGAGUGCCAUUGCGUCCCGACGUUUACACAAAAGCAGCUCAGAUGCGAAUUCUUAAUGUUCCAGGAUCCAAAAUCGAGGAUCGCCAAUAUGAAGUGCUCCUGAAAGAAAUCUCGCUCAGCACAGCCUGCUGGUCGGACAUCCUGGCGUACAUCCAGGAGCAAACAUCCGCCACAACCCAUCACGACAACCCGGCCUUCGAAUGGAAUAACCUUCAAGAUGUCCAAAGAUCGUCCGACUUUGAAGUGAAUACUAUCUUCAAGGAGUUUAACUUCUCCGUCAUCUACGCUCCUUGUAUCAUUUAUAAAAACGUCCUCAUUUGCAGCCAGGCCAUGGAGCUAAACUGUAUGUCCGAUCUCCUCAUGGAUUUAGACCUCGAUCAACUACGCCUGGCCGGCAACAUUUCACGCAAGAUCAACAACAUUCUGUUGAUGGUCACUCCUCCACGUCAGAGCAGUUCUUCCUCAAACAGUAGCGUAGUGGAGUUCAAUCCUGCGCUCUUCAACAGACAAAUCAGUCAGGAUGCGAUCAGCAUCGAUUCCGUGAGAUCAUUGCGGGACUCCGAAAUACCGAGAAAUCGGCGAAGCUUUUCCAAACUAUCCCGCUUCGAGGAAGACUCCGGGGUGGAAUCGUUCAGGGCAUCGGAUGCUAAGCAGGCUACAUCCAGCAGCAAACGGAGUACCGGAGGUGGGUCGCGACAGAGGAAAAUUUCCAGCAGAUCGUCGGAUCAGCUGACAAAAACAUCGCUCGGACCGUCCAUUCAGAAUCAGGUCGUACCGUAUGAGGUGUGCUUCUUGGGUGGCCAUUUCAAAGUUAAUUUGUACGAGAAAAAGGUAAAGGACGAAGAGUCGGCUGUUCUCUUCCGAAUGGUGAUGGCUCAACCAAAUGGUUUGCUAUCUUUGAAUCUUUUGGAACGGGUCGUGCAGGUGUCGCUUUUCGACUUGAUCAUAGAUCUUGAUGAACGUUCAUUGCUGAAAACCCUUCCCGGGGAACCGGACGAUCUUGGUAUACCGCAGCCCAUAAUCAAAACACGUUUCGUCAAUAGCAUGACCAAGAAGAAUAGUGAACUGAUCGUGGAGUGUAAGAGGCCGAUUAAAUUUACUAUUUCACACCAAAAAUUGAAGGUGCUCCAUGAUUUGGCGGAUAUUUUGGUUGAAGCGAUGGGUGGACCUCAGAGCAAUAAUCAGACCCAACGACUUGCGAGGAAACUGCCAAAACCCAUUCUGAGUAGAAACAAGUUCAAAAUGAUCAAGUCCAAAAUGUACGACGUAGAAAAGAUCAGUGUUCGACUUUCGCAAACCAUGAUCCAUCUGCUGGACGAGGAUCUUCAAGCAUACAACUGCAAAUUAUCGCUUUCUUCUAUCAAUUCAACAUUGCGAGUACAAGAACGACCAGCACGUAUGUCGUUCAACCUGGAUCUGGAAGAACUUAUUUUCUGUCAGGGAUCCUUCGUUAUAAUGCAUCCAUUCUCGUUCAAUCUGCAAGCAACCCUAACCCAAGAAUACUGGAAACGCGAUCCGUUGAUCCAGAUCAAGCUGAACUCGAGCUAUUUGCAGCUGGAUUUCAAUCCGAACAACGCAAACGAAGUCCAGCGGAUGUUGGAGCUGUUAAAUCAAGUGCUUAGUCCGAAGCUGUCGGACGAGACGACGAGUGGAAACUCGACGGCUAGUAGUGCCCAUUUGACACCCAGCCGGGAUAACUUGAUCCCCUUGUCUGCGCCGGGAUUCUCCCGUAGAGAUUCGAAAGGUGUUCCGGAGGAGCACUAUCAAGAUGAUCUCCGGGCAGGGGCGUUCCAGUUUAUUGAGUCGAGCAGAAGCAACGAGCUGCCGCUACCGUAUCAGAUCAAGAUUAUUAAUCGUGAUCUGGGAAUCAUCUGCUGGCGGUAUCCCCAACCCCGGGCGCUGUACAACGUGACUGUCUAUCCGGUUCCGAUGAGUACCAACAAACCACUGAAGAUUCAAUGCAAGUUGGAGUACUUUUCGGAAAUCUACGGAGACUUUUUCGAGCUGUGUGGCUUCACGUUGUGCGAGAACGAAAAGGUCAGGCUGAAGCUUCCUUCCCGCAAGAUCGCCUCAUCCAUCUGGCGGAUCGUGAUGACCCAGAAUGUGGUCUACGAAGGGGAUGAGCAUGGCGGCGAAUCCAGUGGUGAAGCUGAUGAAUCUACCGAUCAGGGUAAAUCGCUCAUAUCCAACAUCACGGAUGUCCUGAAAGACACUUAUCUGUCAACGGGUCGGAUCGUCAGUCUUCCCUACCGUCUCCAUCCGAAAAUCUUCGUAGCCUGUAUGCGAGUUGACUCGAUGUUCAAUCCCAACCUGAUUCCAAAUGUGGAGUGCACCGUGGAACUGCGGCCCAUCCAGAUCAAUUUGUUCAACAAUGUCAACUAUUCGAUGGAGUCCAAACUGCCGAAGCCUUUCGAGAGAUAUCGAUUCUGCAAAGAAACCAUCGAGGCCAGAAGUCACAAGUUCUUAAUGCUGAACUCCAGUCACCUGAGGGGCCGCGCCGCCAUCUAUGACAAUUGCGACGUACUACUCAGUGGGGAAUUGAAUCUGCACUGCGAUCUCCUAGAUUACAGUCACUACACAUUCGAGAACAUCCUGGAGUUGGUCAAUUUGAAAGCCAUUGCCACUAUCGAAGAGGAUGCCUUGGAGCUGAGAGCCAUAUCGGAUGAUAUUCUGAUCCGUUACGGUCCCUCGAUUGGUUACAACUUGGCAUUGGCGGAGAAAUUUUGGAACUCCGAAAAAGAUUCGGUCUUGAUGUACGGAAAGUACAUCGUUUGCAACCAUACCCAUGUGGGCUUGAAGUUCGGCCAGUACGAAACCGGCGAAGCUAUCUUCGUUGGAACACAUGAACUGUGCCUAUACGCAUUCAAAAGCUGCCGGCACGCACAGGUUUUACAACUCAUAUUCAACGAGAAUACCAAAGAUAUCUCUACGGAACCAUUUUCUGUCGCAAACGAAGGCCUGUUUUAUGUGAAGGUCCUCCCAGUGUUUGAAGAAGACGUUGAUGACGAGAAGUUGUUCGUGGUGAGGGUUGAAAAUUUGAGCAAUAUCCAGAAGCGGAUUACAGUGGAAGGGCAGAUUAAUUUCUUCAACAUGACAUCACAACGAUUAAAGAUUCAGUAUCGAUUCUACAAGGUGGUUCCAAACAGCGAAAAACAAUACACUUCUACGAACUUUCUGGUCGAAGGAAGUUCUAAUGCUAAUGUAUUUGGCGCGGCAAAUAACAAGAAUCAGCAGUGCUUCAAAAUCUCGAUCGAUGGAGAGAAGAAAGGAUGGUCUGGUGAUAUUCCUAUGCGGGAGGUUAUGAACGGAUCAAAGCCCUACUUGGUAAAGAUUCCGACGGAACUGGUCAAAGAGGGUUUCCUUAGCUAUUGGGUUCGAAUCAUCCGGGAGAGGAUUGGGGAUAACAUCGAACUGAAAGAUGCCUUCAACGAGCGAGUGUUGGUGGUCAUUUGGCCCCUCUUCAUGGUACAAUCAAUGCUGACGGUGAACACCACUGCCUAUGAGGAGAAAAUCGAUCAGACAUUGUCGAUCUACGGUCAAGGCGAGCGACGUCAAUUGGUGGUUCCAGGGACAAAUUCCGAUGAGCACGAAUUGCAGUUCCGAAUGAAUUUCAACGCCCUGCAUGGAGAAGACAAACGGAAAGCUCUGUUAUCCUACCGAUUGGUCAACGGGCGAUCUUUCUUCCAAGUGCCAGAUCGCUUCAAAACGGUCGAAACUGCCAUCGAAAUGCUUCAAAAGAAUCACUCGCCAAGCUGGCCCUGCUCUCGGGAGGAUGAACUCCGCUGUAAACGCGACAACUCGAUCCAGGAAGCAACACUCCCCUUAUAUCAUUGCUCGGCAGCUCACGAACUCUCCUGCUGUCUGAUGCUGAGCAUUGCCCCCUGGUGUUUGUUCAUCAAUCAGCUUGGCUGCCAAGUGCGAAUCAAAAACUUCACAACCAAUGAACUGAACAUCGUAGAACCGAACAACAUUCUGAUGCCGCAGUACAUCGAAAUCGGGUUUACCCUGGAGCUGGACGUUGGUAUGCAACUGGAAUCGCAGCUGAUUUACUUAAAUGGCGACAACAAAAAGCAGGCACCCAACAGCUACAUUCUACCGAUGGAGGGGUCGAUCGAAAUAAACUUGCGGUCCGACAAUGGGGUCACUAAUCUCAUUCUGACAUCAUUAACGGAAAACAACAUCCGCGUGUUGAUCCUCGCAUCGCAGUUCGUCGUCACAAAUUAUUCGAGCAUCGAUUUGCGUUGUUGGUCGUUCGGAGUUCUAUCCAAUGAGCGACUCGAUCAGGUUCGACAAGACGAUGCUGGGCCGCACACGGCUUGCUACAAUAUCCCGCGAAACGACCGGAAAUGUGACAAUCCCCAAGGCACGGCCAUCACCGCCUUCAACAAUCUUUCCAAGCACAAGAACAAGCUCAAAUUCAACAGUUCCUACAACUGCUACCUAACGCUGUACCAGAAUGAUGGCAACGAGUUCUCCAGUCCGAUCUAUCUUAACCGCCCGGUGUCGCGCAAAAGUUUCUCCGUUCAGUGCGACGAUCAUUACAUUCCGCUCUCGUUGUCGAUCGUGGCCCAUCAGGGCCAGCAGCACGUGUCGGUUUACGACGAUCCGUGUCCGUCGUUCGCCAUCGAGAAUCGAACCGAUUUUAACAUUUAUGUGGCCCAGUCGGACUCGGUGAAUGCGAACAAGGCGGCCACAGCCGUUCCGGAGUGCGUCGUGGAGUCGAACUUCGUGUGGUAUCAGAUAGUGGGAUCCCGGCAGAAGGUUUACUACACACCGCCAGCGUUGGACGCCGUGUUUCCGGAGACACAGGAGCUGGAUGUGGCGUUGAUAUUUGCGUGCGUUAGCGGUAGUGCAAUCCGAUGGUCGCAUCCUGUGAAAGUUGAUGAAAAUAAGAAUAUAUUCCUAAACAUUCCAUUAUAUGGUGAUCUCAAACUGGCUGUGAAUAUUAAGAACCGUACUGCGGACGUUCUGAUCGACUACAUAAGUCAGGAUCUGGAAUUCUCCGCUAAAGACAUUCGCACUCGACUGCUAAAUCCAGCAGCACUCCCAGCUGACCAAGACCCAGAUCUGCAGCAGAAACCAACACCCAAACAACCAUCUUCCCCGAGCGUGAUCAGCUUCGAUCAGCCGCUUCGAACCAAGCGAAUUUCGUUCCGAGGGUUCUUCAAAUCUCUGAAUCUAACCUUAUUCAAAGAUCAGGAGAGCAAAUGUUGCACCAAGGUGGACCUGAUCUCGUGCAAUUUCGAUCGAGUCGGCAUCGAGAUGAACACUGGUGGCGAGGGCAGCAAGGCUUUGGUGCAAUUCGUUGCCAUUCAGGUGGACAAUGAAUUGCAUAGCACUGGAGAGUAUGACUUCCCGGUUAUCCUGUGCAGUGAAGAUCACGAGGCCAAACAAGCAAAACCUGUGGUGAUUCCAAAUCAGUAUAAGUUGGAAGACUGCUUGGAAGAACUGGCUGCCAAUGCUCUUUGCUCGAUCUAUGCCGAAAUGGAUGCUGAAAGUUGGACAAACGUGGAAGGUUUGCGUUUCAAGAUCAACCCUAUCAGGGCAUACAUUGAGGACACCUACGUGAACAUCCUGCUCGAUUACUUAAUGGAGUGUCUCCCGGUCAACUUACUUUUCCAGCCAGAAGUACCAACCGAACGUAUAAAGUGUGCCUCCGGACAGGUUCUUAUUCCAAAGCUAGUCACUCAACAAUCCUCCUAUCUGGCCGAUCCGAUCAAGUUCCGCUAUAUUCGAAUCGAACCGCUGCAUGUGCUUCUUUCCGUCCAUACCUGCAUGCGACUGUAUAUAGCGUUGGAUCAUAGUCCAUUGGACUUUUCCGCUUUCGAGCGGAAUCACGUCCGAUCCCUUCCGAUACGAUUCGGAAACUCUUUAGGAAUGCACUACUUGUCGGGGGCUAUCUUCGGUGGAGGUUGGGUCAUUGGAUCGUUGGAAAUUCUGGGAAGCCCCAGUGGACUAGCUCGAUCGGUCACCAGUGGUCUGCGCGACUUCGUGUCGCUCCCGGUGCAGGGACUGUUUCGAGGUCCGUGGGGAUUCUUAGUCGGUUUGACGCAAGGGUCCACCUCCCUGGUGAGAAAUAUUACAGCGGGAACGGUGAAUUCGGUUACUAAGCUGGCGACAUCGGUGGCUAGGAAUUUGGAUAGAUUAACACUGGAUUCUGAACAUGUACAGAGGACGGAUGCCUUGAGAAGGCGACGACCUCAGGGUAUGACGGAAGGAUUCACGCAGGGUUUGACGGGGUUGGGCAUCAGUAUACUUGGAGCUGUUGGUGGGUUGGCUCAUCACCCGCUGCAGGCAAGAAGUCCAAUGGAUGUUGUCACUGGAGUAGGAAAAGGUAUUGUGGGAGCAUUCACAAAACCGAUUAGUGGUGCUGCUGAGCUGCUGGCCCUCACGGGUCAAGGAAUGCUACACAGUGUUGGAUAUAAUACGAUGCCUACGCCGAAAUACUUCCAGCAACCGCUUCAGCGCUUGGAACCGAUUCCAUAUAAGGCACUGUGGGAUCCACAAACACUUUCCGAUGGAUCGCUCAUGUUCACUAUUCAUGCCACGUUUGCCGGUCGGAGCCAGUACAAGUUGGUUGUGGUCGGAAUCUACCUGAGAACAUUUGUGCUCCUGGAUGUGGAAAACAGUCAGCUGUUAGAAGUGUUAGACCUGAACACGGUGUAUCCAAGCGUGGAUUCGAUGGACCCAACACAAGUGCUAUUAAGGAUAAGACCCGAGCUACCGCCUCCUCCUACGGAUUAUAUGUCGUACCCGAUCUCCAGUCGAACGUACCAGUUUGUACAGGAAUCGACUAUGCAACUGCCAAAACUGUCCUCCUACACACUGCCGCCCCUGUCGAAACCAACCACCGCCAAGGCCAUAGUCACUAGGCAUCCGGUGCCAGCCGCCACAUCCAAUCAGGGAACGUCCUUCGUUUCUCCGGAUGAUGACAACAUGACUACCCUUCUGCCAUCUUCCAGAAAAUGUGACGAUGUGGCCGUUGAUAUCGAUGAGGACGCGGACGACCCCCACGUGCUCGAUGACGUUCCGAUUAUCGAGGGGGAGGUCAGCAACCGUGCCACCGAUGACAACGAACGCCGGGUGGUGAUCUACGUGGAUGAAAAUCUGGCCCGCUAUCUGGUAAAGUAUAUCAAUCUACUCAAGAAAAAUCAACAGCCGGCCGGGACGGUUGUUUUUGCACCGUUCGAUGGUAAAUAGCAUGGGUUGUGUGAAAUCAAAUGAAAUUUUUGAGUCUGUUGAAAAGCUAAUAUAUUUAUUCGGGGCGAUGCAUUUUUAGUCAGUUUUAAACGGUUAUGUAUUAAACAUUUUUGUAUUAUUAUAUCUAUAUUUAGAUACCACUCCACGGGAAUGCAAUAAAUAUUACAAAUAUUA